This is a messenger RNA of Vombatus ursinus (common wombat), 2410 nucleotides long. Its product is annotated as zinc finger protein 92-like. The coding region runs from base 656 to 1816 and encodes 386 amino acids. The record is from RefSeq and is a predicted model, not a curated record. The transcript is spliced from 4 exons. NCBI's taxonomy places the organism in Eukaryota, Metazoa, Chordata, Mammalia, Diprotodontia, Vombatidae.
GCGGCGGCCUGUGAGGGGGCCUAGCUUCCCCGCCUUCGCCCUCCCCCGGAGGAGAGCUAUGCGGCCUGCGGGCCAGCAGCAGGGAGGAGGCGGAGCAGAAGGAGGAGGCGGGCGGAACCGCCGCCCGGGAGCCGCUGAGCGGCACAGACCUUCCAACAAAUAAGAAAAAUGGCUGAUUUAAAUUUAACAUCUUCCUUUGGUCUCCUGAUGAAGUACUAAUGAACAGUAGAAUUGCCGCAAUAGGCAGCCGCUAAAAUAUUAGAAGAUUCAAGUUGAAUAAUUAGCUUCUGGAUAGUCACACCCAAGACCUUGAUUGUUUGAGUGUUGAAAGGUUCCUUGCCUAGGAGUGGACCUCCAAGGGAGUAUUUCUUUUUAUUCUGAUCAACAACUGACUGGAGUGGGGGUAAAGGGAAUCUAUUUGGUGUCAUAGCCUGUAAAACAGAUGGGUUAAAGAUCAUAAAUCAAGAUAUUGAGUAACUUCAGCAUAUAAUUAAAAAUCACAUGUUUCGGAGCCUCUGAAGAAUCAGAAUGCUUUUAAUGAGUAGCUGAAAGCUGAAGUGAAGAUGCCCCAAGUCCAUCCUAUAAGGAUGUAAGUCACUGUGGCCUCCCAGGAAAAGCCAGGAACAACCAUCAAGUCCAGCAGCAGCAGCACAGAAUGGAUGUAGAGGUGGGCUGGCAGUCAGAUGGUGACACCCAGGAUUCAACAGAAGAGCAUUCUGAGGAUGCAAGCCUGAGCUCUAAAAGGGCCAGUCAUAAAUCCAACCUCCAGCUCCAAGAACAAGAAGAUUCUUCUCUACCCUCUCAACCAUCCUGUAACUCUGUAAGACCCUCUUGUAAGCAAGAGCUCCCAGUGGAACUGCAGUGUGAAGAUGAGGAAACUUAUGAAACGUGCAACUCGAAACAGAAAACCACCACAGGGAUUUUUGUCAACUGCAGUACUAACUUUGACUUACAGUGUGAGGGUGAAGACUUAGAACUGUCUUUCUCUGAUAACCCAGAAGCAGCUCAGGGAGAGCUGAGUGAGGAUGAUGAAAACAUUGUCCUCAUUGACAAAUUUGAUGAAGACUUUGAGCCUAUCUCCAGGGAAACUUUACCUUACCGAUGUAGGAAGUGUGGCAUGUUUUUCCAGGAUCUAGCUAGACUACAGGAACACAAACAGAUCCAUGUAACUGAACAUUCCUACUGCUGCCCCAUCUGUGGCAAAGAAUUCUUUUGUGCUGCUAAUUUGCGUAUGCACAAGUUGAUCCACUCUAGUGAUAGGCCACAUAAGUGCCCCGAAUGUGACAAAGGAUUCAUCCGUACAGCCGAUGUAUGGCGACAUCUACGAAACGUUCACAAGAUUGAACACUCCAAGGUGGUUUUAGGAAAUGGUACUAUGAAGAACCCCUACUCUACAAAUCACCAAAAUGAACAUGAUGCUGAUCCAGAUAAUCAGAGUUCAGAUGACCAAAAGCCAGGAGAGGAGGACCUCAGACCUUACGUCUGUCAAACCUGUGGUAAGGGGUUUCGCAAACCAAACCUACUUUCCAAACACAAAGUAAUCCACCGGCAGGAAAAGCCAUACAUAUGCCAGGAAUGUGGCAUGGCCUUUAUCCAGCUGCUUAGGUUGAAAAGGCAUCAACAAACACACUCAGGAGAGCAUCCUUUCUACUGUGAUGAGUGUGGUGGGACCUUUACCCGACUAUCAUCGCUACAGCGCCAUCAACGUAUUCAUACUGGAGAAAAGCCAUACUCUUGUGUUUAUUGUGGUCAUUCCUUUACUGAGUCAGGCACUAUGAGGAGGCAUGAACGCACACACAAAUUGGGAAAAGAUUAGUGUCUAUAUUAAUUUUCACCUUGUUUUUUUCAUAUAAACCAAGACCUAUUCACUAGGACAAACUUUCCAAUUUACUUGCAAGAAACUUAGUCCAACACCUCUUCCUUACCAUACUCCAUCUCCCACCCAAAUUAUGGAUGCCAUUUUUGUCUUAAAAAUGAACCAGUAAUUAAUGCCAAAAAACAGUCUUAUCCAGGAUUGAACUAAAACCUUAUAUUUCUAUUCAUAGGUAAAAGAAAUAAAAGCACCAUUUUUUUUUCAGUGACUUUUGUCAGUUUGUACUGGGUAGCAUUCCUUUCAAAAGACAUGUCAUCCUAAUUUGGGACUUUUACAAGAUACAUCUGAUUGGUCUUUUUGAAGAUUGCAUUUUAAAUGAAGUCAUAAUUGUAAGCUCAUUGCAGCCUUCUAUACCGUUCUGUGUUUAAAACUGCAAGUAUAGCCUUCUUCCAAGCCAACAGAGUUGAGAAUCUGGGUCAUCUUCAUCAUCUCUGGUUUGUUUGUUUGUUUUGUUUUUUUAAUGAAAGACAUUAUUUUGGAAGAACAAAAGGUAUGUUGUAAAAUCAGGUUCCUAAUAAACUGGACAAUAAUUGCUAA